AUGAUAAUCAAUAUUCUGUGCAAUUUAAAUAUGGAACUUAAUGCUAUUGUUUUUCCUGCGCCUCCUUCAUCAUAUAACGAUAUUUCAGUUAACCAAGAACUUGUAUGAAUCCCCCAGCUUAAAAAUGAAAAAUUCCCUUCAAUCCCUUGUGGAUUUUUCCAAUGUCCUACAGGCUCAAGUAAAAUAAUGAUUUAUUUUCAUGGAAACGCUGAAGACAUUGGCACAUCUUACCCAAUAAUAACUCAUCUACGCAAAACCCUCCAGGUCAAUAUAUUAGCUGUGGAAUACCCUGGCUAUGGGAUUUAUAAAGGAAAAGCUUCAUCAAAAAGGAUCGAAGCUGAUGCCAAAAAUAUUUUGGACUAUCUUAUAUAUAACGAAAAAAUCAACCCAAAUAACAUAUUGAUAUUCGGUAGGUCGAUAGGAUCAGGGCCUGCUGUUUAUUUGCUCCCUUAAUGGUUGACGAACAAUAAUUUUUGCUCGCCAACCAAAGGUUUAGUUUUUUUUUUUAAAAAUAAAAAAUUUUCAGAUUUUGAGAAUAUCAGAUUUAACGAAAAUAAUAAUUUAUUUUAUAAAUUAAUCGUUAGGGUUCAAGCUAUUUAAAAUUUUAAAAAUAAUUGUGUCUUAUUAUUAAAAUCACUGAUUUUAUUCAAUCUAUUAUUGUAAAAUUUUUUUCCCUCACUAACCAAUGAAGUUAAUUUUCCAAAAAUUAAGAAUUUUCUAUAGUUUUGUUCGCUAAUAAUUUAGGGUUAGCAUCGAAUUAUAAUAUCAGAGCCUUAUUUUUAAUGUCAGCUUAUAUAUCUAUAAAAACUGUUGCAAGACAUUUAACAUGUUGGGCUUUCUUUCUAAAAGACAGGUUUAAAAAUGUAUAAAUUUUCAUAUGAAUAUCGCAUUUUAAUUUCAAAAAAUUUCAUGCUGAUUUAUCAACAAAAUUAUUAUAAAUCUCAUGAAAAAAAUACAGUGCCCAAUAUUGCUUUUGCAUGGGAAAAAAGAUCCUUUGAUAGUAUACCAUAAUUCAGAAGUUUUAAGGGAUCAAUGCAGACCUGGCCAGUGUGAACUGGUUUUGAAUGAAAAUAUGACUCAUAAUGAUUUUGACCUAACUGAUAUUUCUGACCCAUUUUUAUCAUUUUUGCAUCAGCGUGAAAUAACAACAAGUGUAAAUGAAAAUGAAAUCAACGUUACAUUGAGUGAGACUUUAUAUAAAUUUCGAAAUACUCAAAUAAGUAUGAGUUUAUCAUAA
Molecule: messenger RNA, 1237 nt
Organism: Blepharisma stoltei
Lineage: Eukaryota; Ciliophora; Heterotrichea; Heterotrichida; Blepharismidae
Source: the annotation of a GenBank genome assembly